GAUGGGGCGACAGGAAGCGCGAAAGAAAGUCGAUUAACAAGUUUCUCCGUGUGCUGUGUCUCCUUUUCCUUUUUUUUUUUCUUUCGUUUCCCUGCACUCGACGCUUAUCAUACGCACACCCGGUGAUGCAGCGCGCUAAUUCAUCCGCGGACGAGCCUUCGGGAGAUGUUGGAUUUCAGCUCUCCGGGCCUGAUCGAGGAACAAGAGGAGGUGGAGGAUUCAUCGUUUCAAGUGUACCACCCGCCGAGGCACUGUAAGAAAAUAAUCCCAGCCGUCACGGACUCCGAAUCGAGGACAAUAUCAGGAAGGUGACCGUCGAGUCUUGAGCUACAUCGCGGUACGGUCCACUUAGCGUCGAUCGAUCGCUCGAGCACCAGGAAGGAUGUCGUGUUGCGAGAAUUACGGGGCCGGGUUCCGGCUGGCGACGGCCUCGGAGUGCUCCCUACGCAGCAACAGCAAGGCGCGCAUCGACGCCCUCUUCGGGGACUCGCGCUCCGUAUGCUCGAGCAGUUGGACCGCGGUGCAGGGCGCGAUGGUCGAGACGGGUGCCCUCGGGGUGUGCUGCGGCUCGCCGGACGACGACCAACAGCGGAGGGUCAACAGCGCCGUUCAGGCGCGCAUCGAGGCCAUGUUCGCGUCAGUCGAGGCCGAGAGCGCGGCACCAGGCGAGUGCGCGGCUGCCCUUCUGCCGGUAAAGUACUUGGGCGCGGCGCCCGUAGGCGGUCGCGUGGCAUCCGUGCGCGGACUCCAGGAGCCGCUGCGUCAGCUCUUGGAGCACAUCCAGGAUGCGGUAGGCGCGGAGCUCGAGGUCUCCCGGCGCGGACUCACCUACCGCACGAGCGAGCUCCACGAGAAGAACAAUCCGUUUCGGCGCAUCGCCGUCUGGAGUGCCCUCAAGCUCCAGGCCCGGAGACGCCACGGCUCCGACCCUCAGGACGUGGUGCACGCGUUCGUGCCGCUGGUCGCGGACGAUCGGGCCUACGAUCCGGGCAACAGCGAGGACCGGCACGCCGAGCUCUUCCGCUCGAUGCGAGGCAUCCCCAGGGACACCGACGACUACCCGCCGAUCUUUGCGGUGGUCAUGCGCCGGCCGGGCGCCGCCCGGCUACUCGAGUGCCACGCGUUCGCCUGCCGCUGCGACGAGGACGCGAUCGCCGCGGCGGCCACCCUGUACCGGGCUCUACUCGCCGACCUCGACGCCACCGCCAGGAGGCCCAGGCUGCAGCGCAACGGGCUGGGCUGCGCCAGCCUCGCCUCGGUCGUCUCCAGCGCCAUCACCAGGGAACUGAGUCCCACCGGCAGCCGGUGCUGCUUCGAGGAGAACGAAUCCCUGCCCCCCCUCCCGCCGGUGAGACCACCCCGGCUGAAGAAGAUCGGCUCGGCGAGCAGCGGCAGCAUCGCCAACACCGAGGACAACCGGAGCUGCUCGUCCAUCCGCGCGAUGAUCAGCGCGGACAAGCUGGCGCAGCGCAAGAAGAAGAAAAAGGGCUCGGACGCGCUGGACGAGGAGGACGUCCUCGAGGCUCGCGGUCGGCGGCUCUGCCCCGGCGAUCCCGGGGUGUUUGCCGGCGCGGGACCGGACAACCGCUCGAGUUCCGGGUCCUCGCGUCUAGAGCAGGCUAGCGUGGAAAAGCGAAUGAACGCGAAAAACCGGGUGUACGGGUCAAGCGGCAGCAGCUGCCAGGAGGCGGUCUCGGGUGGGCUCCAGGUGAUCGAGAGCAUCUACGACGGCCGGCAGUCCCGGGCGGGCAACGACAAGUCCUCGAGCGGCUCCUACGACUUUGAGUGCUGCACCGAGAACUCGCUCUACGAGAGCAGCCGCAUCUACGCCAAGGCUUGCUCAAUCGGCCAGAAGGUUGAGGGCGAUAGGAGGUCCUGCGAGGGAAGCAGUCGAGCGCCGAGCAGCUCCACGACGACGGGCUCCUCCUCCGGAAGGGCGCAGCGCCGGACCAACGAGCCCGUCCACGCGGAACAGAGACGUCGGGGCCUGGCCGGUGGCUCGGCUCGGUACCGCGAGCACUUUCGCGACGUCGACGAAAUCCGGAACCUCGACCCGCCCUACGGCAGUAGCAGGCAAGUGUCCAGAGCAUCCGGGCAUCAGCCAUCGGAGCGCUCAACCCGUAGGUUGACGCGCGUCGACACGAUGGAUCGGCCGUUGCGCCAACAGCAGGUAACGUCGAGGCGCCGUAGCAGGGCCGGCAGCGAGCCUCCGACCACGAGAACCGAGGCAGCGGCGGCUGCGGCGGCGACAGCGGCAGCGCUCAAGCGCUCGCAAAGCGACGUGGAUCUGGACAGGGGGGAUCUACUCACGAGGGUCGAGUUGCCCAGGCGGAGUAGCUUCCUCAACAAGCCGGGCAGCGUGCGCAAGAGGGAGGGCUCCGAGGGCGGAGGGGCCGGCACCCCGCUCGGCUUUACCGAGCUCUUCGACGAGUUUCGCAACCAAGAAGGCCUCACGAGCGUCGACGACAUCCUGGCUGCCAUCAUAGAUCCCGAGGGCAUGUCGUUCAACGAGCUGAAGCCCCUCUACAAGGAGUUCCUUCUGAAACUAGCGGCAACCCUGACCCAGGACGAGCUCUACCAGCGCUCGGCGAGCAUAAUGCGCCGCCGGCGUCGGCCUCAGAGGCGCAGGUCCAGCCGUGGCCUCCUCCGCAGGGCGAUCAAGCGCUCGGUGUCGCGGCUUCGCAGCGGCAGCAGUGGCCCCACCGAGUUCCACUCCGUCAUAUUUCCAGCUCGCAAGCUCAACGAGCGCAGCAGCUUCGGCAGCUCAUCGUCCUGCGACGUGGUGAGGGUCGGUGCUACUCCCGUGCCGACUGGGAAACACGACCCGGCCAAGAGCAGGCUCGGCCAGACCACCUCCGAGGACAGCGACACCUGCAGGCGGGCUGAGCGGGGCCUGGUCGUAGCUGCGAACCGCAGCAGCAGCGGCUACGUCAGUUGCAGCGAGUGCAGCUACGACUCGGAAUCUUGCACGUGCAUCUCGGCUGACAAGUGCUACUGCUCGUUAUCCCGCAGACCGGCCCAGCCGGAGGCCCCGGCGCUCAUCGUCUGCUCCUGCGACACCGACAGCUGCUCCGAGAGCAACAAGUGUUACUGCGCGCGCAAGCCCAACGCGCAGCAGCCCAGCAUCCUCGAGCAGCUGCGCCAGAAGGGCAUCGUGCCCUCCGAGAGCACCCUCAGCCGGGACGACAGCCCCGACAGGUCGCGACGCAGUGCCCGGGCCAGCAGGAGCCACCUCGCCACCUCCAAGAGCCUCGAGUACCUCAAGGUGCACUCGCCACGGGGCAGCGCGGAUAACUUGGCGCUUGACUACGACCUCUUCCGGCCUGGCGCCCGGCGAUCCUCGCAGUGCUCGUCCGGAAGCGAAAAGGUGCUGGUGGUCAGUGCCCGCGAUCCCCAGGGUCGGCUGAUCUACGUGGGUGGCACGGAGCGCCCCGGCAUUAGGGAUGGUAAGCGCUCGUCGCGCCAUGGGCAGGCUGGGAGGCACAGGCGCGGUUCGGCUGCAGCGGCUGGGCACCACGAGGCCCUCUCGAUCAAGAAGAGCGCCGAGAUAGCGGCGGUGUUCGGAGCAGGGCCUCUCGCCAGGCUUGGCAGGAAAACUAGCAGCGCUUCGAGCCUCAGGAGUUCGGUUAGCCUCGAGGCCGGCUUGGGGUACUUGCCUUGAUGCCCGGCUCAAUGA
Molecule: messenger RNA, 3676 nt
Organism: Copidosoma floridanum
Lineage: Eukaryota; Metazoa; Arthropoda; Insecta; Hymenoptera; Encyrtidae
Source: RefSeq, a predicted model, not a curated record